Molecule: messenger RNA, 1076 nt
Organism: Adelges cooleyi (spruce gall adelgid)
Lineage: Eukaryota; Metazoa; Arthropoda; Insecta; Hemiptera; Adelgidae
Product: probable RNA-binding protein 46
Exons: 7
Coding region: 374-1018 (214 amino acids)
Cellular component (GO): nucleus
Molecular function (GO): mRNA binding
Source: RefSeq, a predicted model, not a curated record
UUUCUUAAUAAAUGGAAUGUAGACAGCAUUAAUAACAGAAAAACCAUGACUGAUCAGCUGCUCAUGUUAUGACUACAAUAUUGGCAGCACCAUAAUGAAGACGGAGAGAGAGGUCACCGGACAAGACACCCUUCCUUUCUUCGACGGGCCGUCUGGUCUUUUGCACCACUCGAGAGAUCUGUCGGCCAUUGUCGUCGACCAUUGGUCUUCAUUUGCCGCACGGCCUUCGAGCACGGCACAUCAGCUGAUAUUACCUCACAAGUUCUUUUUCAAUACAAUUAUCGUCGUUUAGGUAUGAAAAAUUCCAUUUAAAAUACCACAUACUCUGUUAAAACUUAUACCGAACGACACGGUUUUUAAAAAUACAACCGCAAUGGCCGCCAAACUGAAUGUGGAUAUGAACUACGCCAUAAUGACCAUCAACUCUCAAAUCGUGUACAAGCCUCUGGAUCAGAACAAAGACCCAGAACCCGACAACGACCAUGAAGUUUACGUGGGUAAUUUGCCGUUGCACUACACCAUCGAAAAAUUCAUCAACUUUUCCAAAAAAUCUGGUCCAAUAUACAGUGUUCGACUACUUAAAGGAAAUGGAGGAUUGAAUAAAGGGUUUGGCUAUAUAAUGUAUAGAAAUUUAGCUGCUGUUGAAGUUGCCAUUGAUAUGUACAAUGGAACGUUACUUAAAGAAAGUGAGAUGGGUAAGCCAUUGAUUGUACAAAAGAGUUUAAGAAAUACAAUCAUGAUGAUAUAUGGACUUUCCCAAAGAAACAACACAAAACACUUCAUUAAAAAUGAAAUCAAUUUUUUUGUACUCAACCAUCCUUCAUUAUUGUUAAAGUUUGAAUGUGAAGAUGAUUCCAAGAUAUUUUUGUCUUUCAAAUCACUUAAAGCAGCACAAAUUUUUAAGAAAAAACUAAAAGAUUCAUUUAAUAGAUAUGGAGUUAAAAUGUACUAUUUUAAUGACACAGAAAACUGGCGUAUAUCCUACGACUACCACCAAAUUUUGGUUUGUUACACCUAACACCUAAUAAAACGCCAACAAAACUACCUAUAAUACAUUAAAAACAAAAGAAAGGAAC